UUAAGAAAUCACGGCAAGAUGCGUUUAGCAUAUGUGUAUUUAACGGCGGCAAUAGUUGCUUGCGUAUCAGCUUGUGGAGGCAAUUAUGGCAACGAAGCUAUAUCAUGUGGAUCGAUGGCCAACGAAGGUAUUACAAUCGAAUCACUUACAUACUCAACAUUGGAAGGAGCCUUAGAAGUCAUGAGAAAAUCAUUUUUUAUUUAUGAAAAUGUGUCUACGGGAUGUGACUUAUUAAGCGAACCUGGAGCAUCUGAAGAACUGGAACAGUUGAAUAUAAUGGCUGCUUAUGAUGGAGUCAGUCUGGUCGCAAAAAACCAGGACGAUCAAGUCGUUGGUGUUUGCAUCAACAAACUAAACGUUCAUUCAAGUGAAAAUCAAAAAAGCUACCUAGAAUUAUUCAGCGAGCAGUGCAAGUACAAAUCAUCAAAAUGUCUCGUUGAUUUCAUGAUCAGCAUGGAUAAAAGACAGGAUUUUUUCAAACAGUACAAUACUAACUGUACAAUGGAUAUACUUUCUUUAGCGACACUACCUGAGUACAAGAAGAGAGGAAUCGGGGAAUAUUUAGUUGCUUCUUCAUACGACUCAGGACAGCAAUCAUCUCAAGGAAAGGAUGUAAAAGUUUCUGCUCAUCCCGAUGGUAAGACAAUCACCAAUGCUGAUGCUAUUCCUUCUGCGUUGACUACAAUAAUGACGUCUGAUUAUUCACAAAAAAUUUGCGUUAAUCUUGGGUUCGAAGCUUUUGCUAAAGAAAGCUACGACAAUUUUACUUUUGAUGGUAAAAAAUUUAGCGAAAGAAUAAUGUAUGGCUCCAAGACUGCCCAAGUUUUUGCAAAACCGUUUGAGAAAUGUAAAAUGUCAAAUUUUUCGCGCGUUAAUCCAAGCGAAAAAAUAGUGUACAAAAUUUUGAGUGAAGACAAAGUUGAAGCGGCAUUGGAAGUUCAACAAAAGUCAAUGUGUGAUGAAAAUGUCGCGAUUGGAGUUGGGCUUUAUGAAGAAAAAAAUGCGCCUGAAUCUAUGGAGUGCGUUUUUAGAGAAGUAAUAAAGGAUAAUUGCACUAUUGUUGGCAUUGAUAUUGAAACAGAUGAUGUUGUUGCUGUGUCAUUUAAUAAAUUACAUACGAAAGCUCAAGAAGAUGAACCGAAUUUUUUUGGAGAAGUAGUUGAAAGUCACAUUAAAUCAGGCCCCGCCCUCGCUUUGAUACAAUUCAUCGAUGAAGUUGAGUCAAAAGUGAAUAUUUUCGAAAAAUACAAUACUUCAGCGGCAAUGGAGAUUUUUUAUAUUGGAACUCAUCCAAACUAUCGAGGUCGUCGGAUCGGUCAAGAAAUUUUAGGGGCUUCAAUAGCAUUAGCAGAAGAAUUAAAAAACCCGAUAAAUGGCAGCAAAGUCAAGCCGGAAGCUCUUUUUGGAGUGUUUACAUCAAAUUACAGCCAGAAACUUGCUGAGUACCAUCAUUUUGAAUGGUUAUCCACUGUUAAUUAUUCUGACUAUGAGUUCUUUGGAAAAAAAAUGUCGGAUAGAAUAAAAAACAGCGAGCAUAAAACUUCGAAACUUGGGGCUAGAUCAAUAUGAUAUAAAAAUAAAAUUGAUUCUUAUUAAAAUUAUUAUAAAAUAAAUUUGAUUUAAACAAAAA
Cotesia glomerata is the source of this 1630-nucleotide messenger RNA. RefSeq lists its product as uncharacterized. NCBI's taxonomy places the organism in Eukaryota, Metazoa, Arthropoda, Insecta, Hymenoptera, Braconidae. The coding region runs from base 19 to 1569 and encodes 516 amino acids. The transcript has 6 exons. Gene Ontology annotation, molecular function: N-acetyltransferase activity. The record is from RefSeq and is a predicted model, not a curated record.